Neodiprion fabricii is the source of this 1497-nucleotide messenger RNA. Its product is annotated as dual specificity protein phosphatase CDC14C-like. Gene Ontology annotation, biological process: microtubule cytoskeleton organization; regulation of exit from mitosis; protein dephosphorylation. The record is from RefSeq and is a predicted model, not a curated record. The transcript is spliced from 9 exons. Bases 1 to 1497 code for a protein of 498 amino acids. Lineage: Eukaryota; Metazoa; Arthropoda; Insecta; Hymenoptera; Diprionidae. Gene Ontology annotation, cellular component: kinociliary basal body; spindle pole; centrosome. Gene Ontology annotation, molecular function: protein serine/threonine phosphatase activity; protein tyrosine/serine/threonine phosphatase activity; protein tyrosine phosphatase activity.
AUGGGGGAGUACAUAAAAAACAAGCUCUACUUCGCAACCUUGGCGGCAGGUCGAAGAGAGGCAAGGAGUACAUCGGAUAUUCACUUCUUCAGUACCGACAAUGAGCUGGUAUAUAACAACUUUUAUAACGACUUUGGUCCCUUGAAUUUGGCCUGCUUGUACAAAUACUGUUGCACGGUUAAUGAGAAAUUGACAAGUCCUACCAACCGGAAAAAGCAGAUUGUCCACUACACAUCGCAGAAUCAACAGAAAAGAGCAAAUGCUGCAUUCUUGAUAGCUUGUUACGCCAUUCUCUACUUGAAGAAGUCACCCAAAGAGGCUUACAAACCUCUGAUUGCAGCCAACGGACACCCGCUGAGACCUUUUCAAGAUGCUUCGAUGGGGGUCUCCAUUUAUAACAUUAAACUGCUAGACUGUCUAAAUGCCAUCCACAAAGCGGCAGCGUUCGGUUUCUUUAAUUUCGAUGACUUUGAUCUUGCCGAAUAUGAGAAAUACGAGCAGAUGCGGAACGGCGAUCUGAAUUGGAUGGUUCCGCAAAAGUUCUUGGCAUUUGUUGGCCCCAGUACGGAGCUUGGAUCGGUGUAUCAUCCUCCAGAGCGAUAUCUUGAGUACUUCCAGAAAAAUAACGUCAUAGCUGUUGUUAGACUGAACAAGAAAUCUUACGAGGCAUCCAGGUUCACCAGAGCAGGAAUCACACAUUACGACAUGUUCAUGCCUGACGGUAGCGUGCCUCCCAAAAGAGUACUGGACUACUUUUUGCGAUUGGCUGAGACGACCGUUGGACCAAUCGCUGUGCAUUGUAAGGCGGGCUUAGGUAGAACAGGAUCGCUGAUCGCAGCCUACUUAGUCAAACAUUAUAGAAUGUCAGCGAAAGAAGCCAUCGCCUGGAUGAGAAUAUGUCGUCCUGGUUCCGUUAUCGGACAUCAGCAAGCAUGGCUGGAGGAUAUGGAAAGCAUGCUUUGGCGGGAAGGACAACAGUAUAGGUUGAAAUACCACGGUGACGGAGACAUGAUAUUACAUCACAAGAGAGGAAUUUACUCAAUGGCUAAAAAAGUGGAGAAGCAGCUUGACCAGGCUCAUGGUACUAACCGUUUUGACGCCACGCAUUUCAACAAACUUUUAGUGGAAAACAACUCUGGCAACACAACAGACCUGGAACUACCAGUCAUAGCGGAACGGCGAAGACACAACGUAGCUUUGACCAGAACGAGUAAACCAGGCUUAGCUAGUAUUCUAGGUAAAUUAUGUACGGUUGGAGGUAGCACGCCCUUCAACUCCGACAAAAACUCGCAAAUAGGACGAAAAGGAGCUUCAGAUGCAGUGAAUUACAAAUCAAAAAACAAUGGCAACCUCCACUGCCUGACACAAGGAGACCGACUGAAUGAGAUAAAAAUCAAUCGUAACAAACUCUCAGUUAACUCUUUGCUAUUCUCAAGGAACAACGUCGCCCCGCCACCGCAGUCUAACUCCGCAAAGAGAUUACAACGAAGGAAGUGA